CCCAGGGCCGUAUCACGGUGACGGCACUGUACCCAGCUUGUGCCAUGGUCUUUGCUGGACUUCUGUGAGUCUCAUGGAAGCAAGGUCUAUCGGGGGAUGUUACGUGGAAAUUGUUGAACGGCGCAUGGGGCCGUAAUGUCAAGGUUGUUACCUUGAGCACCCCUGAUCUUCACGGUGCAAGUGUUGUUGUAGAGAGAGCACACAUAACUCCCUCGCCCACUGCUCAACGGUCCCUCGGCCUGGUUCCUUCUCGUUUCUCUCCGCCCUGCGUUCCAGGCUAACUUUGCGACCGUUUGGUUGUUUGCACAAAGCGGCUGGCCAGAACUGACUUUCCGUGAAGCUCCUAUGCGCACUUCACAUCACCUGCUCCUGGCCUUGGCCAGCUGGUUGACUGCCGUCUAUGGACGGGACGCCCCUUUCAGCUACAACGAUGCGUUAGGUCUCGCGGAAACAGAUCGCUCAGUGGGGAUAGAUUUGGCCGCAAGGUACCCAGUUCCGGAGUCUCAGUGCGACUCCUGGGUCGGCGUCGAGAUGAUUGUUAUGGUUGAGGUCACCGAGGUUUGCCCCGAGGGAUCUACCGUGAUCGAGACCCUCACGGAAUGCAUCGAAACCCUGACCCGCUCCAUAUGCGCGACGUCGGCAACGGACCUGCCUUGCUACCCCUGUGUCAUGGGCACGCCGCUGUCGUCUGAUACGGCAACGGUCACCGUGACUUCCCGCUCUUCAGUUACCGAGGCAACCGUCACGCUCACCCUGCAGCUCUGCAGCACCUGCACCCUGACAACCUACGUCGGCACCGUCCCCGGUUAUACCCCCGGCGCGCCCUGCCACCGGUGCAGCCCGUACGGAAGCAGCAGCAGCCCAGCUCCUCCAGCCACUUCAUCAUCAACCAGCUCGGAAGGCAGUGGUGCAGCGACAAGUUUUGCUCCGACAACGACGAUCACAUUGAUAUCGACUUUGACCAGAACUGUCAGCUUAGCUUCGGGAUGCCCCACCGCCACAAGCUCGCCGCCGCCUGGCAAUCCGGGCUUGCCUUCUUCGGCUACUGCCAGCGCGGGGUGUAGCCUGGGCUCUGGCUCGAGCUCGUCCGUCACGCCGACGCGUAUGCCUUCUGCGGCCACCACCACGGCGGCGCCGUCUGUUGCUACGGCGGGUGGCGUGAGGAAUGGGGCUGGGUAUGUGGUUCUUGUCGUGGGCUGGGUCGUUGUUGGAUGUCUUCUUUUACUGAGGGGGUGAGUUGAUGCACUUGGGGGCUUUCUUGCUUAGUUUGGUAGGUUUGGCAAGGUAACCCCCC
Messenger RNA from Parathielavia appendiculata, 1294 nucleotides. RefSeq lists its product as uncharacterized. The transcript is spliced from 4 exons. Bases 346 to 1236 code for a protein of 296 amino acids. Lineage: Eukaryota; Fungi; Ascomycota; Sordariomycetes; Sordariales; Chaetomiaceae. The record is from RefSeq and is a predicted model, not a curated record.